GUUAAAUAUCUUCUUGGCAAUCCCAUAGUGGGAAGGAUGACGUGGAGUCACUUUUGGUUGUGUUUCCUGGCACUGUCAGUUCCAAACAUCGCCAAUGUCCAAGCAAGACAGGCUCUCAACCAUGUCAACAGCAUCUGCAGCACCUGGGGCCGGCACCACUUCAAGACGUUUGACGGGGACGUGUACCAGUUCCCCGGCUUGUGUGGAUACAACCUGGUGUCCGACUGCCACGAGAUGUACAGAGAAUUCUCGGUGCACAUCCAGAAGAGCCUGGUAGACGGCCACCCCGCGGUCAACGAGCUGGUUGUCACCAUCAACGACCUUGUGUUCCAUCUGACUAAGAGGAAUGUCUCAUUGAACGGUGAUCAUAUCAACUUGCCGUACUUAAAUGCGGGGAUUCAACUCGAACGGAAUGCGGUUUACACCAAGCUCCAGGCCAAGGUCGGCCUGGUUGUAAUGUGGAAUGGUGAUGAUGCUGUGAUGGUGGAGCUGGAUUCUGAUUAUCAUAACCGCACUUGUGGCCUUUGUGGGGAUUUCAAUGGCGUUCCAGUCUACAAUGAAUUCAAUCACCACAAUCGCAAAAUCCACCCCAUUGAGUUUGGCAAUGGACAGAGAGUCCAUCGACCAAACGAUGAGUGUGAGGACCCCUACGAGGAGGAAGAGCAGGAGCUGGACGCCCAGGACCUAGAAUACCCGGAACUAGAAGACCAGGCUGUUGAGAUCCCCUGCAAGGAAUUUCGCCCAAUAUGCGAAAAGGUGAUCUACUCUGAAGCCUGGAGCUCUUGUGCAUCGCUGGUGGAUCCGGCCCCAUACACCCAGGCCUGUGUGCAGGACAUGUGUGGAUGUGGCAAUAGCACCAAUGACUUCUGCGUCUGCAGCACACUGGCAGAGUUCUCCCGCCAGUGUUCCCAUGCCGGGGGUCAGCCGCCCAGCUGGAGGACGCCCCAGUUCUGCGCUAAGAUGUGUCCCUUCAACAUGGUGUAUGAAGAGAGUGGCUCUCCAUGCAUGGCUAGCUGCACGGUCUCAGACAUCAGCUCGCUCUGUGAGGACCACAAAAUGGAUGGCUGCUUUUGUCCUGCGGGAACAGUGUGGGACAACAUUUCACAGAGAGGUUGUGUCAGCCAGACUGAAUGCCAGUGUAAACACGAUAAAAUCUACAACUCCGGGGAAGUUUACCGACAGGAUAGUAAAGAAUGUUUAUGCUAUCAGGGAAGAUGGGACUGUAAGAGUCUUCCCAGUCCGGCUACUUGCGCAGUGGAAGAGGGUUCCCAUGUGACUACUUUUGAUGGGAAAGCCUACAUUUUCCAUGGGAAUUGCCACUACGUACUGGCUAAGAUCGAAAGCAAGGAUGAUACCAGCCCCAAGUUCACCAUCUUCGUCCAGCUGGUCCCAUGUGUGAACCAGGAGUUUGACACUUGUCUGAAGAGUGUGAAGGUCCUACUGAACAAUGACAAAAACAACAUGCUAGCGUUCUCUGCAGAUGGAAAAGUGAGGCACAACAUGCAGAUCAUCAGCUUGCCAUACAACACAGGCGACAUCAACAUAUUCCAGGCAUCGUCGUUCCACAUCCUGCUCCAGACCAGGUUUGGGUUACAGAUUCAGGUCCAGCACGUUCCGCUCCUGCAAGUCUAUGUGACCCUUGAACAGAGAUACAAAACAAAGACAAGAGGUUUAUGUGGAAACUACAACAUGAUGCUGUCCGAUGAUAUGAAGACACCUCAAGGGAUUGUGGAAGGCACUGCAUCCUCUUUUGGGAAUUCCUGGAAGUCUAGUUCUACCUGCCCGGAGAGAGAUGAACGUCUGGAAAGCCCCUGUUCCGUCAGUGUGGAGAACGAGCGAUAUGCUGAACAUUGGUGCUCGAUGUUAACACGUCCAGACGGCCCAUUUACAAACUGUCAUGCAAUGGUCGAUCCAGAACUGUACCACAAGAGAUGCAUCUACGCCACAUGUAACUGUGAGAAAACCGAAGACUGCAUGUGUGCCGUUUUCUCCUCCUAUGCACGAGCUUGUGCUUCGAAAGGAGUUUUCCUGAGCGAUUGGAGGGUGAACGUCUGUGAUAAAUACACAAGGGGCUGCCCGGAAAGCCAAAGCUUCUCCUACAAGCUGCAGCGCUGCCAGUGGACAUGCAGGCAGCUGAGCUCAGAGCAGCAGAGCUGCACCUCUGACUUCCUGCCUGUGGACGGCUGCUCCUGCCCUGAGGGGACGUAUCAGGAGGAACACGGUGCCUGUGUGCCCAUGAACAAAUGCCCCUGCUAUCACAAUGGAGUCCACAUAAAGCCAGGCAAAUCAAUAAGCAUCAAAGAGCAACACUGUUUGUGCUCCAAUGGCAAGCUUCACUGUCGUACUUGGAAGACAUCAUCACAAGCCUGUCCAACUCCAAAAGUCUACCUUAACUGUUCGAGCACAGACGUCCGAGAUCUGGGCGUGCAAUGUGCUCGGACAUGUAGAAACACAGAGAUUGAUAGUUGUUACUUAACAGAAUGUGAAUCCGGCUGUCAAUGCCCCAGUGGUCUCCUUGAUGAUGGCAAGGGCUCCUGUGUGAAGGAACAUGAAUGUCCUUGCCAACAUGAUCACACCCUCUACGCUUCUGGCUCUGAAAUCAAAGAUCAGUGCAACACCUGUACAUGUCGAAAGGGGAACUGGGAGUGUACGGAGAAGAAAUGCCCAGGGACUUGCAUCAUUUAUGGUAGUGGUCAUUACAGAACCUUUGAUCAGAGAACGUAUGGCUUUCAGGGGCAAUGCGCCUACGUGGCCAUCCAGAACAAAUGUGGCAACAAAUCGGUCGAGGACAUCUUCCGGGUUAUUACAGAAAAUAUACCAUGUGGAACUACUGGCACCACCUGCUCCAAAUCUGUCCGGAUUCAGCUGGGGAAUAAAGAAAUUAAAUUAGCAAAGGGAAAAUACGAAGUAUCGGAUCUGGCGAUGGGCUCUGAGAUCAAGUACACAAUCAGACCUGUUGGGAUGUAUCUGGCUGUAGAAGCUUCACUCGGGAUCACAGUUCUAUGGGACCGCAAAACCACCAUCCGGAUCCUUCUGGAACCACAGCACAGUGCGGGGGUUUGCGGUCUUUGUGGAGACUUUAAUGGAGAUGUCCAGAAUGACUUCACUACCCAGAGUCAGAUGGUAGUGAGCAGCCCCCUUGAGUUUGCAAACAGCUGGAAGGCUUUAAGCUCUUGCCUGGAUGCCGAAGCAAGCGCUGAUUCUUGUGUGCUGCAGCCCCAUCGCCACAACUGGGCCCAGAUACAGUGUAGCAUUAUAAGGAGCGUCACCUUCCAAGACUGCCACAAAAAGGUGAAUCCUAUUCCGUUUUACGAAAACUGUGUAAAAGACUCGUGCGCCUGCGACAGUGGAGGAGACUGCGAGUGCUUCUGCACAGCAGUUGCAGCCUACGCCCAGGCUUGUAAUGAAGUCAGUGUGUGCGUUGCCUGGAGAACCCCGGAAAUAUGCCCCGUAUUUUGUGACUACUACAAUGAAGGGGAAUUAUGUGAGUGGCACUACAAGCCUUGCCAUGAACCUUGUUACGAGACCUGCCGGAAUCCACACGGAUGCAACAAUUCAAUACCAAACCUGGAAGGCUGUUACCCUGUGUGCCCAGAAGAUAAGCCCAUAUUUGAUGAAGAUAAAGGAAUAUGUGUCGAGAGCUGUGAUGGAUGCAUUUACAAUGGAACAUAUUACAAUGACAAUGAUGUCAUAUACAAUGUGACGGACAAUUUAGGAAUGUGCUAUUAUGCUAUUUGCAAAAAUGGAAAAGUGAUAGAGACAAAUGAUCCCUGUCCAACUCCCAAACCAUCCACAACAACAACGCCAUUCAUUACCUCAACUACAACACCAACAUCAUCACCAGCAACCACACCUAGACCAACUACACCCUUAGUCACAACUAAAGAGACCACCACACAAGAGCCAACACCAACCCCUGUUGACACAACAUCAACUAAUACACCUCAAACAACUAUGACAAGUAGUUCAACGACUGAACCAACUACACCUGAAGUAACAACUAGAGAGACAACAAGCCCACCUGUUUCAACAACUACUCCACCUACUCCCUCUGUCAUCUCAACGACAACGUUGACAACAACAACCACUGCACCACCAAGUACAACUGUUGCAACCCCAACCCCUGUUGUCACGACAACAACAACUCCCACACAAGAAACAACCUCAGUUACGACAACUCCAUCCACCACAACUGAAGGAACAACCGGAAUCCCCUCAACGACCCCCUGCGAGGAAGAGUGUGAAUGGACACAAUGGUUUGAUGUGGACAGCAGUACGGACGGCAGUGACUGGGAAACGUACGAGAACAUUACAAACAGUGGAGAGAAGAUAUGUCAAAAACCAAGGAACAUUUCAUGCAGAUCGACAAAGGCUCCUGAUAAAAGCUUUGAUGACUUUGUCAAGGAAACGGGACAAGUUGUCUCUUGUGAUAUCAACUAUGGUUUGAUAUGCAAAAAGAAGGAUCAGGUCAGCCGACCUUACAAGUGCUUUAACUACCAGAUCAAGGUGGUUUGUUGUGUGCCAUGCAUUCCCCCCCCCACCCCUCCAACUACAUCAACUACCGUCAUUACCUCUAGCCCAAAUCCAACACCAGGUGGCACCACUUCAGAACAGCCUACGCCUGUCUUCUCAACAACUAUAUCUACAACAACUGCUCCACCAAGUACACCUGUUGCAACACCAACCCCUGUUGUCACAACAUCACCUACUACACCUCAAUCUACAAGAAGUACCACGACUGAACCAACCACUACUCCAACAACUACAUCUACAACAACUGCUCCAACAAGUACACCUGUUGCAACACCAACCCCUGUUGUCACGACAUCAACUACUACACCUAAAACAACUACGACAAGUAGUUCCACGACUGAACCCACCACAACUCCAACAACUACAUCUACAACAACUGCUCCACCAAGUACACCUGUUGUAACACCAACCCCUGUUGUCACGACAUCAACUACUACACCUAAAACAACUACGACAAGUAGUUCCACGACGGAACCAACCACUACUCCAACAACUACAUCUACAACAACUGCUCCACCAAGUACACCUGUUGUAACACCAACCCCUGUUGUCACGACAUCAACAACUACACCUAAAACAACUACGACAAGUAGUUCCACGACUGAACCAACCACUACUCCAACAACUACAUCUACAACAACUGCUCCACCAAGUACACCUGUUGUAACACCAACCCCUGUUGUCACGACAUCUACUAUUACACCUAAAACAACUACGACAAGUAGUUCCACGACGGAACCAACCACUACUCCAACAACUACAUCUACAACAACUGCUCCACCGAGUACACCUGUUGUAACACCAACCCCUGUUGUCACAACAUCAACUACUACACCUAAAACAACUACGACAAGUAGUUCCACGACGGAACCAACCACUACUCCAACAACUACAUCUACAACAACUGCUCCACCGAGUACACCUGUUGUAACACCAACCCCUGUUGUCACGACAUCUACUAUUACACCUAAAACAACUACGACAAGUAGUUCCACGACUGAACCAACCACUACUCCAACAACUACAUCUACAACAACUGCUCCACCGAGUACACCUGUUGUAACACCAACCCCUGUUGUCACGGCAUCAACUACUACACCUAAAACAACUACGACAAGUAGUUCCACGAAUGAACCAACCACUACUCCAACGACUACAUCUACAACAACUGCUCCACCAAGUACACCUGUUGUAACACCAACCCCUGUUGUCACGACAUCUACUACUACACCUAAAACAACUACGACAAGUAGUUCCACGACUGAACCAACCACUACUCCAACAACUACAUCUACAACAACUGCUCCACCGAGUACACCUGUUGUAACACCAACCCCUGUUGUCACGACAUCAACUACUACACCUAAAACAACUACGACAAGUAGUUCCACGAAUGAACCAACCACUACUCCAACGACUACAUCUACAACAACUGCUCCACCGAGUACACCUGUUGUAACACAAACCCCUGUUGUCACGGCAUCAACUACUACACCUAAAACAACUACGACAAGUAGUUCCACGAAUGAACCAACCACUACUCCAACGACUACAUCCACAACAACUGCUCCACCAAGUACACCUGUUGUAACACCAACCCCUGUUGUCACGACAUCUACUACUACACCUAAAACAACUACGACAAGUAGUUCCACGACUGAACCAACCACUACUCCAACAACUACAUCUACAACAACUGCUCCACCGAGUACACCUGUUGUAACACCAACCCCUGUUGUCACGACAUCAACUACUACACCUAAAACAACUACGACAAGUAGUUCCACGAAUGAACCAACCACUACUCCAACGACUACAUCUACAACAACUGCUCCACCAAGUACACCUGUUGUAACACCAACCCCUGUUGUCACGACAUCAACUACUACACCUAAAACAACUACGACAAGUAGUUCCACGACUGAACCAACCACUACUCCAACAACUACAUCUACAACAACUGCUCCACCGAGUACACCUGUUGUAACACCAACCCCUGUUGUCACGACAUCAACUACUACACCUAAAACAACUACGACAAGUAGUUCCACGAAUGAACCAACCACUACUCCAACGACUACAUCUACAACAACUGCUCCACCAAGUACACCUGUUGUAACACCAACCCCUGUUGUCACGACAUCAACUACUACACCUAAAACAACUACGACAAGUAGUUCCACGACUGAACCAACCACUACUCCAACAACUACAUCUACAACAACUGCUCCACCAAGUACACCUGUUGUAACACCAACCCCUGUUGUCACGACAUCUACUACUACACCUAAAACAACUACGACAAGUAGUUCCACGACUGAACCAACCACUACUCCAACAACUACAUCUACAACAACUGCUCCACCAAGUACACCUGUUGUAACACCAACCCCUGUUGUCACGACAUCAACUACUACACCUAAAACAACUGCGAUAAGUAGUUCCACGACUGAACCAACUGCAACUGUAGUAACAACUACAGAGACAACAAGCGCACCUGUAUCAACAACUACUCCACCUACUCCAACGGUCAUCUCAACGACUACAUCCACUACAACACCCACUGUACCACCCAGUACAACUGUUGCAACAUCAACCCCCGUUAUCACUUCACCUACUACACCUCUAACUACAAGAGGUACCACGACUGAACCCACCACUACUCCAACUGUCAUCUCAACAACUACAUCUACAACGACAACUGCACCACCAAGUACAACAAUUGUAACACCAACCCCUGUUGUCAAGACAUCAACUACUACACCUCAGACAACUAUGACAAGUAGUUAUACGACUAAACCAACUGCACCCGUAGAAACAUCUACAGAGACAACAAGUCCACCUGUUUCAACAACUACUCCACCUACUCCAACGGUCAUCUCAACAACUACAUCUACAACAACACCCACUGUACCACCCAGUACAACUGUUGUAACAUCAACGCCCGUUUUCACAUCACCUACUACACCUCAAACAACAACGACAAGGAGUACCCUGACUGAACCAACCACCACUCCAACCGUCAUCUCAACAACUAUAUCUACAACAACUGCAUCAUCCAGUACAACUGUAGAAACACUGACCCCUGUUACCACGGUGACUAAACCACACCAUUCAACAACAACGCCAAUCACUACAUCAUCAACAACAAAUGAGUCAAUUGUUACUGGCAUUGUAACAACUACCACCGGUCCAUCUACGGCGCCGGUUGGACUCCCUUCUGCCUCAAGUACUACUGAAACAACAUACACCGUUGUCCUCAGUACCACCACUGUAAAAAUCCCAACUACAACUACAGGAUGUGUCUGUAUUGUUGAUGGCAAGCAUUAUAAACCUGGUGAGACAAUAUACGACAGGAAAGAUAUUGGAUCAGGGAUUUGUCUCAGCAUGAUAUGUUCGGCUAUUUGCGAACUUCAAAACCAAACAGAACCUUGCCACUCUACACCCUCAUCAACACCUUCCCCUCCACCACCUCCUCCCACCUGCCCCGAGUGGGAUGUAACGCAAAACGAGACAUUUGUGCUGUGUGAUUGCAUAAUGGCCAAAUGCAUUGAGAACACAACGAUUGAAAUAGUACCAUAUGUAUGCCCCCCACUGGAAGAAAUCCCCUGUGCCAGUGGAAAGAAACCAGUUCUUAUAGACGAUGAAUACGGAUGCUGCAAGUAUUACACAUGCCCAUGUGAAUGUGAAGGCUGGGGAGACCCACAUUACAUUACGUUUGAUGGCGUCUUCUACAGUUAUCAAGGAAACUGCACAUAUGUCUUAAUGGAAGAGAUCACACCAAAGCAUAAUUUGAAGGUUAUUGUAGACAAUGUGUACUGUGAGCCCACCGAAGACGUUUCUUGUCCUCGCUCAAUUAUCGUGUCGUAUAAUUCACAAGUAAUAACUCUCAAGAAUCAUAACCUUAUGGGAGCAGCCAAGAUGGAGGUUCUCAGUAGCGGAGAGACUGUAAAAGUGCCUUAUUACCAUCAAGGGAUAAAGGUACUAAGCACUGGAAUGUCCUUGAUCUUGGAGAUCCCUACUCUGCAAGUGGUCAUCACAUUUGGAAUUACAGGAUUUAGUAUAAGCCUGCCACCUCGGGAAUUCGUCAACAACACCAUGGGGCAUUGUGGAACAUGCAACAACAACAAGGCUGAUGAUUGUAUGUUGCCUGGAGGCCAGCUGAUACAGAAUUGUGAAGUGAUGGCUGACUUCUAUCUUGUGGAAGACUUGUACAAGCCAUCCUGCCAUGUUCCAUCCGUAAAACCAACCGAUUCGCCCUUACCCCCACUGCCACUAACCACAUGCAAACCAGAUUCUGUAUGUGGAGUUCUUCUGGGCAGUCUAUUCAAAGCAUGCCAUGCCAUUGUCUCACCGGACAAAUUCUACCAGGGUUGCAUCUUUGAUAGCUGCCAUGUCGCCAACCCAGUGGUGCAGUGCACCAGCUUGCAGGUGUACGCUGCCUCCUGUGCACAGGCCGGGGUCUGCCUGUACUGGAGGAAUCACACCACUCUUUGUCCCAGUAACUGCCCAGCAGACAAAGUCUAUAAACCAUGUGGUCCUGCAGAGCAGCAAACCUGUGAAGACAAACCUGGCGAAAAUCAAAUGAACUUUACCACUGAGGGGUGCUUUUGUCCUGAUGGCAUGAAGCUCUUCAACAAGGAGUCAAACAUAUGUGUUGAUAAAUGUGGAUGUUUGGAUUCAGAGGGCGUUCCCCGCGAGUUUAAUGAGAUAUUUGAUCAAAACUGCCAAACUUGCAUCUGCGAGGAUUCCACCAAGUCUGUGACAUGCAAGCCCAAAGACUGCCCUGCAAUUCCAGCGGGAAGCUGCACCAAACCAGGGUUCAUACUGGUGAAUCAAACCCAUCCAGCAGACAGAUGUUGUCUUCACUAUGUUUGCCAAUGUGACAGCAGCACUUGUCCAGUUGGCGACCUGAGCUGCAAUGUUGGAUACAUACCAGAAGUCUCUGUGCCAAUGGGACAUUGUUGCCCUGUGCGCCAUUGCUUGCCUAAAGCGGUUUGUGUGCACAAAGGAAUGGAAUACCAGGUCGGUUCCCCAGUCCCAGUCGUCAAGUGUCAGAACUGCACUUGUUCCAGGCAGGUGAUAGAAGAUUCAGGUCUGCUAGAGAUAACCUGUAAGAUGCUGGCAUGUGACCAGAACUGUGGUCUGGGAUACAAGUAUGUUUCAGACAAGGGCCUUGAGGAGUGUUGUGGGAGGUGCCUGCAGACCCACUGUGUUGUCGACAGAAACAUAACACAGGAGCUGCUUAAGGAAGGAGAAACGUGGUCCCCACCGGGGAACAUGUGUGAGUUUUAUACUUGCGUGAAGAUUGGAGAGACGCUCACAACAAUCAUGUCCACCACGGUGUGUCCGCACUUCCAGCAGAGCAACUGUUACCCUGAUACAGUUCAGACGGCUGCAAAUGGCUGCUGUAAGAUCUGCGUGGAGAUGGACAAGGGGUGUAAGCGGGGCUCUAUGAGACAGCGGAUCACGCACAACAGGUGCCAGGCCCGGGAGGACGUUGACAUGCCCUAUUGUGAGGGUUCCUGCAACACUUUCGCCAGGUACGAGGAAAUGGCAGCCGGUUUGGAGCACACGUGCGCGGGCUGCUGGGAGUCGCGCUUCAGCAACCGCACGGUGGAGCUGGAGUGUCUGAACGGAGACCUGGUGCCGUACACUUACGUCCACGUGGAGGAGUGCAGCUGCGGAAACACCAACUGCAACCGGGCGGCCCGGCUGCCAGCUCGCAAGAGACGGGCCAACAUAGGAGUUUAAAUGAUGGACACGACCCAAAAGACGCCCACCGUUACGCUCAGGCUAUGCUAAAACCUUUUUUGAUGUUUUUAUUUGAAAGCGAAUCACUUUAAUGUUUGUCAAAAAAUGUCUAAUGCAAAUUAAUAAAUUAACAAUGCAACUUC
Messenger RNA from Gadus morhua (Atlantic cod), 10430 nucleotides. Its product is annotated as mucin 2.1. The record is from RefSeq and is a predicted model, not a curated record. The transcript is spliced from 45 exons. Lineage: Eukaryota; Metazoa; Chordata; Actinopteri; Gadiformes; Gadidae. Gene Ontology annotation, molecular function: protein binding. The coding region runs from base 37 to 10287 and encodes 3416 amino acids.